This is a messenger RNA of Salvelinus namaycush (lake trout), 3203 nucleotides long. Its product is annotated as guanine nucleotide-binding protein subunit alpha-11-like. The coding region runs from base 501 to 1580 and encodes 359 amino acids. Gene Ontology annotation, molecular function: GTPase activity; G-protein beta/gamma-subunit complex binding; G protein-coupled receptor binding. Gene Ontology annotation, biological process: action potential; adenylate cyclase-modulating G protein-coupled receptor signaling pathway; phospholipase C-activating dopamine receptor signaling pathway. Gene Ontology annotation, cellular component: heterotrimeric G-protein complex. Lineage: Eukaryota; Metazoa; Chordata; Actinopteri; Salmoniformes; Salmonidae. The record is from RefSeq and is a predicted model, not a curated record. The transcript is spliced from 7 exons.
UACGUUAGCUUGUUGGAUGUCGCGACAGUGCAGUUAGGUUCGUUCGUUGUCAUGCCAGGGACGCACGAACCCAGUCAGUGAACAGGGGGUAUCGCAAUCGAGGCGGGUAAUAGGGAUAGUUAGCUAGCCAGGUAGCUAGCUAGUUGUCCAACUAACGUUAGCUAGCUAACGUGAGAAAUCUAAACAAGGCUUGUAGCGCGCAUCAACGGAGUGAGGCCCUCAACACACCCCCUCGCAUCGACACUGCCCCCUCUUCGCCGAUCCUCCCGUGAUUUGCUGAGAUCUGUACACGGGUGAAGUCGGACAGUUCUCGGUUGGGGACAACUUGACAGCGAGGCCCCUAGCUCCCCUCCCCCAUUCCCAUCCAAGACCCCUCAGUCCACCUCUUCGCAAGACAUUAGAAGCGAGGAUCGGGAUAUUAGAUACCUAGCUAAAGUUAACCCAUCCAACCGAAGUCCAGCUAGUCCAUUCUAACCCGCGGGUUGCCAAAACCAGGAGGUAUGACUUUGGAGUCGAUGAUGGCUUGCUGCCUGAGCGAAGAGGCGAAGGAAUCGAAACGAAUCAAUGCGGAGAUAGACAAACAACUCCGGCGAGACAAGCGGGACUCGAGGAGAGAACUGAAAUUACUCCUUCUCGGUACAGGAGAGAGUGGGAAGAGUACAUUCAUCAAGCAGAUGAGGAUCAUCCACGGGGCGGGCUACACAGAGGAGGACAAGAGGGGUUUCAUCAGGCUGGUGUACCAGAACAUCUUCACCUCCAUGCAGUCUAUGAUCAAAGCCACAGAGAACCUCAAGAUCCCCUUCAAAUACGAGCAGAACCGGUCUAAUGCCAUGUUAGUGAAGGAGGUGGACAUAGAGAAGAUCUGUGGUUUCGACCAGCCCUACAUCAGCGCCAUCAAGACCCUGUGGGCCGACCCUGGGAUACAGGAGGCCUACGACAGACGCAGGGAAUACCAGCUGUCAGACUCCACUAAAUACUAUCUAACUGAUCUGGACCGUAUCUCAGACAACAACUAUCUGCCCACACAGCAAGAUGUUCUGAGGGUGCGAAUCCCCACCACCGGCAUCAUAGAGUACCCCUUCGACUUGUCAAGCAUCAUUUUCAGGAUGGUGGAUGUAGGGGGUCAAAGGUCAGAGAGGAGGAAGUGGAUCCACUGUUUUGAGAAUGUCACUUCCAUCAUGUUCCUGGUGGCCCUCAGCGAGUACGACCAAGUCCUGGUGGAGUCUGACAACGAGAACCGUAUGGAGGAGAGUAAGGCGUUGUUCAGGACCAUCAUCACCUACCCCUGGUUCCAGAACUCCUCAGUCAUCCUGUUCCUCAACAAGAAGGAUCUGCUGGAGGAGAAGAUCUCAUACUCCCACCUGGUCGACUACUUCCCUGAGUUUGAUGGUCCCCAGCGAGAUGCCCAGGCAGGCCGGGAGUUUAUCCUGAAGAUGUUUGUGGACCUGAACCCGGAUAGCGACAAGAUCAUCUACUCCCACUUCACCUGCGCCACGGACACCGAGAAUAUCCGCUUCGUCUUCGCUGCCGUCAAAGACACCAUCCUGCAGCUCAACCUCAAAGAAUACAACCUGGUCUGAGAGACUCUUGCGCACACACACACACACACACACUCUUCCCAGUUGCACAGCUUAGCCUACACGCGCGCACACACACACACACACACACACACACACACACACACACAUGGACACCUAUGAAGCUUACACACACCUACAUGUCUAGUUGAUCUUUCCCCCUCCUGCUUAUCACUCCAGCGAUUUAAGACCCCUCUCUUCCAAUAUCUCUCCUCCCAUCCCCUCUCUCAUUCCUUCCCUCUUUCUACCCUUUUGCCAUAAGCCUGUCCUCUCACUCGUUCUCAGCAGCUUGUUAGUCUCCUCUUCUCCACACCACACAUACACACACGCCAUGCAGUAUACAGUGACUACGGGAGGGGACAAUGGGUGUAUGUGUGUGAGAAGGUGAGGAAGAGGACCAGUGUGGUCAGUGAACUGUGGGUCUUUAACCCUUGAACCCUCAGUCAACUAGCCUGAGAUCACAUCCUCUGAUUUGGUGGAAGGAGUGACCCAACCUCAAGGCAAAAAACACCUGAGAGGGUGAAGUUUUACACUCUAUAAGGGAGGGGCUAAAGACUGGGAGGGGGGUGGAGACGAUGAGGUAACAAAGGAAGCCACUAGGACCCGAGCAGGAAGUGAUGUCACACACAAGUGAGGAGUCAGACCAAGGAUUCUGUUUGCACCUCGCAUUGAUGAAUGUAUACUCCGAGUGAUCGUUGCAAACGCAAAAAUAUAUAUAAUUAAAUAUGUUAUAAAGUAAUUACAUAUGUAGACAAAAUACACGAAGACUGAAAGCACCAGAGGGAGAGGAAAAAGCUAAUUGAUUAAAUAUGUGUUUCGCUGAGCUUUUUUACAAAUAGUUUUUAAUAAUAGUAACUUGUUGCUACGUCAACUUCUAUCCGACGACUAAGAAGUGGUUUGAAAAGUUUUAGAAGCGGUUAACAAAACAAAAUCUCGUAUUUAAAAAAUUUGCAAAAUUGCCAAAAUAUCACAAAAACAAGAUGGUAACCAGAAACUGACUCUAAUUUUAUCCUUUACAGACGGCUGUGGUUGUUCAUGUUUAGGUUUGAUCACAUCGCUUCCCUCCUUCACUGGUAUACUGACUGAUACACCGGAACCUUCCGUUUGACAUCCGCAGUACCACGUUCUGUUUGAUACACGCUACAUUAAGAUUACCGAACAUCCGACACUCGCUACUAUGUUCUGAUUGGAGUCGCUGAGGGGGAGGGAGUCAUGAAUGGAUGAUGUCAUCAGCAUACGGUACAUCAAUCUGUGAAAGAAUGACAUCACGUGUUAAGUUGCCCAGCGACCCAAAUAGAUGUGCUCUGGAGAUUCUGGGCAAUCCAUCCCCACAAAUGACACGGUGGCAUCCAUUAUCCCAGACACACAGGAAGCUUUACGUUGUUUACUUUUUUUACUGUAUAGACACUUUUGUUUGUUGAUGAGAGGUGGUUGUUGAUUGGUGGGAGCGGGAGACGUAUGAUCCUGCCUCCCAAAUGGACAGACAAGCGCACUCUGAAGUCUACAAAAAGUUAUUGUUUGUGUAUAUUUCUGUUUGUAAAUACAUGUACACAGAAACGCUCCUGUACAAAAACACUCUGUGGUACAGUACACCAUCUUUGGCAAAAAAAACACACACAAAAAAAA